Huiozyma naganishii CBS 8797 is the source of this 555-nucleotide messenger RNA. RefSeq names its product TOM complex receptor protein TOM20 (gene TOM20). The transcript has a single exon. Gene Ontology annotation, molecular function: transmembrane protein transporter activity. Bases 1 to 555 code for a protein of 184 amino acids. Gene Ontology annotation, cellular component: mitochondrial outer membrane; mitochondrial outer membrane translocase complex. Gene Ontology annotation, biological process: protein targeting; protein import into mitochondrial matrix; tRNA import into mitochondrion. The record is from RefSeq and is a predicted model, not a curated record. Lineage: Eukaryota; Fungi; Ascomycota; Saccharomycetes; Saccharomycetales; Saccharomycetaceae.
AUGUCACAAUCAUCGAUUAUGCCCCGCAGCGUCUCCUUGACGGGUGCUGUUGCCACGCUUUCCAUGCUUGCCUACGCUGCUUACUUCGACUAUCAAAGAAGAACGAAUCCAAAUUUCAGGAAGCAACUGACCAAGAGGGCGAAGUUGCAAGAGAAGCAGAAGAAACAGGACGAGGAGGACCAGAAGAAGGCCAAAAUCACGGACUUAACUCUAUUCUUGACCAACCAGAUUGCCAAGGAUCCGAUCCCAACUGACCCUGCCGUGAGGGAGUCCACCUUCACAAGUAGCGUGGAACAAGGGGAGGCGUUGACGAACGUUCCUGACAAAGAAAAGGAGGCUGCCUUCAAGUUUUACAAAGCUCUGACGGUCUAUCCCAACCCUGCAGAUCUUUUGGGGAUAUACCAAAGGACCAUCCCAGAAGCUGUGUACGAGAAUAUCAUCUUGAUGGUAGCUGUUCUGCCGCCGGCCAAUAUGUCCACUUUCCUGAAAGGUGCCAGCAAUCUACAAAGCAGUGACGAACAGGAAUUGGUGGGGAAAGUCUCCGAUGUUGAAUGA